Aspergillus homomorphus CBS 101889 is the source of this 2931-nucleotide messenger RNA. RefSeq names its product SET and WW domain protein (gene set2). Gene Ontology annotation, biological process: regulation of DNA-templated transcription. Bases 1 to 2931 code for a protein of 976 amino acids. NCBI's taxonomy places the organism in Eukaryota, Fungi, Ascomycota, Eurotiomycetes, Eurotiales, Aspergillaceae. The record is from RefSeq and is a predicted model, not a curated record. Gene Ontology annotation, molecular function: histone H3K36 methyltransferase activity; protein binding. The transcript has 4 exons. Gene Ontology annotation, cellular component: chromatin; nucleus; chromosome.
AUGUCCCCUCAUGACAACGCGGACCGUCAGUCAGAACCCAUCGCGAAUGCGGUGACUGCGAUGAAGCUGGAUUCUGACGCAAGUCCCGAUACUCCGAUACUCAGCAGCGGCGGAACCAUGAGCAAGCACGACUCCGACGCGGUCUCCGACGCCUCCCCUCUUGCAGUCCCAGAGAACAGCCAUGCAGCCACCAAAUCUCGAUCUGCCUCCCGAUCGCCGAUCAAAAAAGAAGAGGAGAACGACUACGACCACAACCAAAUCGUCAACGAAGCGAAGCCUGAAAUCCCGGAGGGGACUCAGCCUGACAACAUGGAGGAAAAAGUCGGGGGUGACAUUUCAGUCAAACUCGAACCGGGCCAACCUCUCAAGUUGACGCGCAAUUCCUCGCAGAAGGUUGCAGCAAGACCACUCCAGCUAUUUUCGCAUUUACCAGAUAGCACGGCGCAGGCGGAAGAGACAUUCGAGGUAAUGGAAGCUUGCACAUAUGCCAAUAAGUACAUGGGAUAUACUGAACAUGCGAUGGAAUGCGACUGCGCUGAAGAAUGGGAACCCUCAAUCGGCAAGAAUCUGGCUUGUGGGGAGGAUUCUGACUGCAUCAACCGUGCUACGAAAAUUGAAUGUAUGGGUGACUGCGGUUGCGGACCAGAGUGCCAAAACCAGCGCUUCCAACAACGAGAGUAUGCCCCGGUGGCUGUAAUUAAGACGGAGAAGAAAGGGUUCGGUCUUCGCGCGGAGGCCGAUUUGCGACCGCAUCAGUUCAUCUUUGAGUACGUGGGGGAAGUCAUCAAUGAGGGACAGUUCCGCCGCCGCAUGAGGCAAUAUGAUGAAGAGGGCAUUAAGCACUUCUACUUCAUGUCUCUCAGCAAAGGCGAAUUCGUUGACGCAACCAAGAGAGGCAAUCUGGGCCGAUUCUGUAAUCACUCGUGCAACCCGAAUUGUUAUGUCGAUAAGUGGGUGGUCGGCGAAAAGCUGCGGAUGGGCAUCUUUGCCGAACGACACAUUCGAGCUGGAGAGGAGCUUGUGUUUAACUACAAUGUCGACCGCUACGGAGCCGAUCCUCAACCAUGCUACUGUGGAGAGCCCAACUGCACUGGAUUCAUCGGCGGACGAACUCAGACUGAGCGGGCAACCAAAUUGUCGCAUGCGACCAUUGAGGCUCUGGGUAUUGAAGACUCAGAUGGGUGGGACACAGCUGUUGCGAAGCGGCCGCGGAAGAAGAAGAUGGGCGAAGAUGAUGAAGAGUACGUGGAUAGCGUCCAGCCCAAGUCCCUGGACGAGAAUGGAGUCACCAAGGUCAUGGCUGCUUUGAUGCAGUGCAAGGAAAAAUGGAUUGCAGUCAAACUACUGGGGCGCAUCCAGCGUUGUGAGGAUGAGCGCGUUUGCAACCGAGUGGUGAAGAUGCAUGGCUACCAAAUCCUCAACUCCCAACUCAGCAUGUGGAAGGAAGACUUCAACGUGGUGCUGCAGAUUCUGGACAUCCUGGAUAAAUUUCCACGUUUGACGCGAAACAAGAUCCUUGACUCCAAGAUUGAGUCAACCAUUCAACCCUUGGCCGAUUGUGGUGAUGAGCGUGUUGAGAAGAAGGCAGCCAUGUUGCUACAAGUUUGGUCCACGCUUGAGGUGGGCUAUCGCAUUCCUCGAAUGAAGCGGGACCCCAAUGCUACCCCACAAGCGAUCAAUCAGUUCGAGCGUCGUGAGACUACUCGGGACGAGCGGCGACGAUCCAAAUCCCGGUCCCGAUCCAGGUCCAAAUCUAUCGAUGCGCCUCGCGGUCCAGCUGCUCAACGGGCAGGCCACAUGCCGAGAGGUCCCCUCCACAACGGACCACGGCCCUUCCGGCGUCAGUUCAACCCCCUACCUCCAGGAUGGUUUGCCGCGGAAUCCAACGGAAGGACUUAUUUUUACUCUUCUCGUGGCGAGGUGACCUGGACCCGCCCGGCCUUGCCCGCGCCUCAACCGGGACCACCGCCGAAAGAAUCGCGAGACAAGGCGUUGCAGGAUAUAAUUGACGGGAUCAUGAACGCCAAAGAGAACACGCCAAAAGAGAAAACAGGCACGCCCGCCACCCCGCAGACUUCGAAGGCAACUCCAGACCAGAAAGAAGGACAGGAGAAGUGGAGAAAUCUGAGCGAGGAGAAGCGAAAAAAGAUUUACGAAAACACAUUGUAUCCCCACGUCAAAUACGUGGUAGACAAAUUCAAGCAUAAGCUGCCUAAAGAUGAUCUGAAACGCUAUGCUAAAGAUGUCGCAAAGAAACUGGUGAACUCGGAUUUCAAGAACAACCGCGUCGAGGAUCCUACCAAGAUCGAUGAGAAGCAGCAAAAGAAAGUCAAGAACUUCUGCAAGGAAUAUUUUGACAAAGCCGUCGCCAAACACAGGGCCCACGAGGAGCGCAAGGUAGAACGGCAGUCAAGGGAAGCACAGCUGAAACCAGGCGACGCGACUGCUGCCGACCCGGUGGAAGAGGACCCUGACGUGAGGAUGUCUGACGAUGAAGACGACAACAAAGCACCAACGCAGGACGAUGACACAACCAUGCAAUCAGCAGAAGAGUUGCACGGACAUCUGAAACGGAAGAGGGAAGAAGAUAUGGGCACCGGUGAUGGCAGCGCGACAGAUCUCACAACUCCGUCUUCUUCUAAAAGACAACGGUCCUCCACGCCACCUCCGCCUCCUCCUCCACCCAUGAGCCCCGAACGCGAUGAGCAAGUUGACCCUGACGACCAAGAUGAGUACAGACAACAAAUCCUUAGCGGCGACGAUACCAACAUGAAGAGCGAGAGCGACGAGCCCACUCCAGCCGACAGGCAAUCUUCGAACACUCCGCCGCCCGCACCUCCGCCACCACCGCUUCCCGAGCAGAAUCAUUAUAGCGAGGGACAAGGAACCCAGUUUCGACCGUCACAGAUAGGUAUCGAAGGACGUGUGUAG